Messenger RNA from Myripristis murdjan (pinecone soldierfish), 911 nucleotides. Its product is annotated as regulator of G-protein signaling 9-binding protein. The record is from RefSeq and is a predicted model, not a curated record. The transcript has 5 exons. The coding region runs from base 128 to 853 and encodes 241 amino acids. NCBI's taxonomy places the organism in Eukaryota, Metazoa, Chordata, Actinopteri, Holocentriformes, Holocentridae.
GUGUGAGUGUGUGUGUGUGUGUGUGUGUGUGUGUGUGUGUGUGUGUGUACCUGUACCUGUCCUGCUCAGGUGGAGCACAUUGAGACGAGACGAUCUGGAGGUGAAGACGCAGAGACAACAGCAGGCGAUGAACCGCUGGCGGCGUUCGGUGGACGAGCUGCAGGUGCGGCGGCGGCAGCGCUGGGAGUGCGAGCGCGCACAGGAAGCGCUCAGCAAGGUCACUUCCUGUUUCCAGCAGCUGGCGGCGUCACUGGGCAGCGCCGCCGACAGCUGCUUCCUGAGGGAGGAGCUAGACCAGAGCCGCGAGCUCGCACACCGCAUCUGCACAGGUUUGUCCAGGCGUCUGAUUGGCCUGUUGUCAGACUGUGACUCCGCCCCCUCGCUGGCAGAGGAGAGGGAGAACGCCGAGCGGCUCUGGGUUCUCUUCCUGUCUGCGCUGGAGAACUUCCUGUCUGACCUCCACAAGGCCAGCGAUCUGAUUGGCCAGUUCCCGCUGACUCAGCGCCACGACCGCCGCUCGCUGGUCAACACAGGCUGCGCUGACAGCGUGGUGGGCGUGGCCGCUCGAGCCGCUUCCGUCCAGAUGCCGUGGCUGAGCGUGGAGGCGGAGCCUGGCCCGGACCUGGCCAAUCACGUGGCAGGACUGCAGGCGAUGCUGAGCGACAUGCAGCUGAAGGUGUCUGUCCCCUUCUGGUCGGUGGAGGCGACCCAGGCGGCGUGGGCGGAGGCGCGGCCCGGCGCCGAGCGGGACGACAGCCUGGAGGACCUGAUGGAGGUCGAGGUCGUCUCCCACGACAACAAGAUGGCCGCCUGCUGCCACCCGGCCUGCUGCCCGCUGAGCCGCGUGCUGUGACGUCACCAGGCCCCGCCCCCUGCUCCUCUAACACCAGACACAGGAUGAUGAUGUCAUU